UAAAGCAAACACUGACCGCGAUAAUGGUAACUCAAACAAAACUAAAACAUCAACAUCUAAAGUUAAUCUGGUUAGUAACCUGUGAAGCUGGUGAUACUGUUUAUGGAGUUGUUUAAUCAUCCUCUGCUGAGAUCUUGAGAUAUUUAAUGUGUUCUUUUAUCUUGUGUUGAUUUCAUCUAAGGCUAUGAUUGAAGUCAGUUGUAGUUCUUGGAUUUCUGCUCGUCUCGUCUCUUUUUUCUGUUCUUCUUUCUCUUUCUUUCAAUGGUUCAGUUUGUUAACAGCAGGUGUUCUUCAUUAAUGCUCAAUCAUCACUCAAUUACUAAACUAAUUAUCUCAUUAACUUUAACACUGCUUCAGUGUUACUUUUUUAACACUCUGAGUGUGGAUUAUAUAUACACUGGGAGUGUUGAUUUAACACUGGAGGUUUUGCUGUAUAUAUAUAUAUAUAUAUAUAUAUAUACACAACAGAAAUAUAUAAAAUUAAUUAAACUAUAAAUUUAAAUUAUAAUAAACAAAUAAAUAAAUAUAUAUUAUAAAAAUAGUCAGAGAAACAAUAAAUGCAUUAAACUAUACUUUACAAUUAUAACAAAUGAAUAAAUCAUAUAAAUGAAGAACUUCAAAUAAUGAAUAAGACACAAAUAUAACAAAUACAUUAAAUUAUGAAUUAAAAUGCCCCAUCGGGACAAGACCACGGGAAUCAGAUAAGCCCUUUACACAAUCUGACAUGGCUGCGGUUGGAAUUGAACUGCGGGUUUCGUCUGGCCAGAGGAGAACUGGCUCCCCAACUGAGCCUGGUUUCUCCCAAGGUUUUUUUUUUCUCCAUUCUGUCACAGAGGGAGUUUUGGUUCCUUGCCGCUGUCGCCUCUGGCUUGCUCAGUUGGGGACACUUAAUUAAUUUCUAGUGAUUAUCGUCGAUUUGAUUGCACAGAUACUAUUUAAGCUAAACUGAGCUAGACAAUGAUAUCAAUGAAUUCAAUAAUAAAAUGCCUUUAACUAAAAAUUUAGUGUUUAAUCUUAUCAUUAUACAUUACUGACACUCUAUCCUCCAAUUUGAUACUGUUAAGUGCUUUGACACAAUCUGUAUUGUUAAAAGCGUUAUAUAAAUAAAGGUGACUUGACGACUUAACUGUUGCAUGUUGCUUUAAAUGCUAAUGAGCUCUGCUGACCCCACCCCUCUCUUUGGUGGGGUGACAAACCGUGCUCUGAGAGUCUGUUUACUUCAGCCAUAUUUAGCCGCAAAACUUGCUAACUAUCAUGUUAUUAGGAAUAGCGAUUGCAAAGAUUCAUAAAAACCCUUAUACUCACUUCUGCUGUAAGUGAAGCUGGAUCUCGAAUGAUUUGUGCGAACAUAGACACAUUUAGGCAGAUCAGGGGCACAUUUCCUUUAAAAACAAAUUUAAUCCACUGUGUCUUCAGCAGCUCAGAUGUCAGGAGUAAAUGACGACUGCUAUGUUCAUUAUUACAUCCAACAACAAAACACCUCAAUCGCUAUGAAGCCAUUCUUGUCUGCAUCUGCUCCAGCGGUAAAACAAUGGCAGUUGGACUUUUACAGCUCCAACACCAGUCCAAUAUGUGCUGAAAUGCUAGUGUCAAUCAACUAUUGUGGGAGUGGCCUGGGUCUGUGUGAUACAGACAAGAAUUUGAGAAUGGCUUGAUUUGAAAAAGGGGAUAUUAUUUUUAGGGAUUAAAUAAAAACCACUGGGUGGAUUUUUAUCAUUAUAGGGUAAAUGUGUACACACACUGCUAACACUCAUUUAUGUCCAAACAACAUGUUAAAGUGAAUUUAGCAUCUGAUGACCCCUUUAAUAGUAAGUACAUGUGCAACAAGGACACCUUAAAAUUAAGUUGCCGAAAAAAAAAAAAAAAAAACUUUUGAUGAUGGGCUCUUGAGUUUUAUUUUACUCUAAUGACAAUAAUCUCACAAUGGGCUGAUCUUGUUCUUGAUGGAUUUCAUGAGAUUAAAAUAAGGCACUGCACACUGAUUGUGUUGCAGGUGUUGCUAUGAUGGUGUCAGUCAGAAUGGCUCCUCCUCUUCCUCUGAUCUUUCUGCUCAUGAUUCACAAUGUUUUCAGUGCUGAUUGGGGUGUGAGUUACAGUCAUUCACGCAUCUGUGCACUAAAGAACUCAUCAGUGAUAAUGAGCUGCACUUAUACAUACCCUACUGGAUAUAAGAUCAGUAAAGUGUUCUGGACCAAAACAAAUGUUAAAAAUGCUGAUAAUAAGUUUCCAGAUCUGUCUAAGGACCCUAAAUACAGUCAGAGGCUUCAGUAUCUGGGAGAUGAACAGCAGAACUGCACCAUCAGACUGAGUCAUGUGACACAGAAAGAUGAACACGAGUACUAUUUCAGAUUCACAACUAGACAUAAUGGCAAAUGGAUUGGCACUCCAGGAGUGACUCUUGCUGUCACAGAUAUUCAGGUGGAGUCUCCUGAGAGAGUGACAGAGGGAGAUUCAGUCCGUCUGACAUGUAAAAGCAGCUGCGCUCUGACUGACGGAGCAACAUUCAUCUGGUACAGAAACUCACAGCCAUUAACUGAGAGAAGAGACAGAAACAAUCAACUCCUGCUGCAGUCAGUCAGAAGAGAGGAUGCAGGCAGAUAUAGCUGUGCUCUACAUGGAUACACUUACAUCUCUCCUGCUGUUUAUCUCAGUGUCACGUUUCCUCCAAAGGGAGCUUUUGUAGUGGUGAGUACAUCUGGUGAAAUAGUGGAGGGAGAUUCAGUGACUCUGAGCUGCAGCAGUGAUUCAAACCCACCUGCAGAAAUCAGCUGGUUUAAAGGAGGAAUGUUUGUAGGAUCUGGAAGAAUCUACAGCAUCUCAAACAUCAGCUCUGAUCACAGUGGAGAAUACAAGUGCAAGUCCAGAAAUAAACAUGGAGAGAAAUACUCUGAUGCUGUGACUCUAAACGUCAUGUACCCUCCAAAGAGUGUCUCAGUGUCUAUAAAUGGAUCUGCUGAAAUAGUGGAAGGUGAUUCAGUGACUCUGAUCUGCAGCAGUGAUUCAAACCCACCUGCUCUGAACUUCAUCUGGUUUAAGGAAGAUCAAAGCUCAGCUGUUGGAUCUGGACAGAGUUUCAGUGCACAACAGAUUGGAAGCUUCUACUGUGAGGCUCACAAUCAACAUGGAUCUCAGAGAUCAGACGCUGUUACUGUCAUUGUACAUGGAAGGAAGUUCCUGUAUGCAGUUGCUGGAGUCACUGGUGGAUUGGGAGGUUUAAUCUUCAUUUUCAUCAUUGUGUUGCUCAUGAGGAAAAAACAGAGACCUAAUCACAUCGCACAAAAGCAGGAUGAUCUAUAUGUCAACGUAUCAGCUCACGAUGGAUCUCUGUCUGAAUCUGAUGCCGUGAAUAAAAACGAUGCGCUGUAUUCCUUAAUUACUCUCAACAAUUUUAGUCACAAUCAGACUGAAGGAAAAGCAUCUGAUUCUGAAGAAACAGAAGAGAUCCAGUAUGUAACUGUCCUUCAUCACAGAAACAAAGAGAUGAACCAACCAGAAGAGAUGGAAAGCCAGUACGACAACAUUAGAAAAUACCAGACUGAUGCUACCAGGAGAUCUUCUGAUCAGAUGGUGGAGGAUCAAUCAGUGAUUUACAGCACAGUCAAAUAAUCAACAGAUCAGUUUGGUGAAAUUACUGUUCCUGGGAAAACUGAUCUCCAUGUUGACAUCGCCCUCGUGUGGUGGGACUGUGGCACUGCUUGUCUGAUGCUGGAUUUUCAUUUCUUUUUUUUUUAAAUUUUAUCUAAGAGCUGGAUUAUUCCAUGUUUUCGCAAACGGCAUUUUCUCUCACUGGAUCUCCUCCAGAGGAUCAGGAUGUUUCUGAAAUCCUGAAUUCUAGAGACUCUAGAGACCCUCCUGACAAAAUGUUAGUAAAAGCAGAUUCAUUUUUGGAACUAUAUUUGGAACUAUUCUUGUCAUUUCAGUCUAAAGAGAUUUUUGACAAAAAAUUGUCAACAGAAAUUAUUUGCCAAAGCCUUUGGUGGAAAUUAUACAAAGCCUGUAAUGACCUGUGCAUGGUAUCCAAAUUUAUCUUAGCAUCCCUUACGAAAAUUAACCAUGGUUUUACUAUAGUAACCAUGUUUUUUUGGCU
Messenger RNA from Onychostoma macrolepis, 4087 nucleotides. Its product is annotated as sialoadhesin-like. The record is from RefSeq and is a predicted model, not a curated record. The transcript is spliced from 9 exons. NCBI's taxonomy places the organism in Eukaryota, Metazoa, Chordata, Actinopteri, Cypriniformes, Cyprinidae. The coding region runs from base 2002 to 3606 and encodes 534 amino acids.